This is a messenger RNA of Durusdinium trenchii, 333 nucleotides long. Lineage: Eukaryota; Dinophyceae; Suessiales; Symbiodiniaceae. The record is from the annotation of a GenBank genome assembly.
AUGUUCGACUGGGAUGAUGUUCCCGAUGAUAUUGCCAACUACGUAGCCGUGGAGCAGCUCAGCUCCGAGGAAGAGACUACUGAAGUCCAACCUGCAGCGGAGCCAGCGAAGGAAGAACAAAGGCUUGGCUAUGAGCUGGAUGGUGUCACCCUUGCACCUUCUGAGUGCACGUCCUCACUGGUGCCAAUGGAUGAUGAGAAGUUCUCUUCAGCAGAGCUUGAGACAGUUCGUUGGAUGAUGCAGAAGGUGCUGAUGCGGCAGGACAUGUUCCUGCUGGGCCCUCCUGGAUCGCACCUUUUCUGCACAGCCUUAAAGACAUUGACGGAAGCAUAG